AUGACGCCGCGAAAAACCCGCCAACGACACCAGAACAGCACCGCGCCAGCUCAGCCAGCAGUCAUCCAAGCAUCCGACUACGAAUCCGAAGCAUACUACCAAGGACCCAUCACCACAAGAACAAACACCGAACUUAAUCUCUCCGUUCUACGUCACCAUGUUCCUUCCAUCCGGAGUAUUCUCUCUAUCGCGCCCUCAGCCCAGAUUUACACAUACUUACCAGCGACAACGUCAUGGAACAAGACCGAUAUCGAGGGCACGCUAUUCGUUUGCCAACUGGCCCCGUUACCACUCAGCGAUGCGCCACAAUACUGCAUAGUCGUUUUGAACCGAAAGGGGUUGGAGAAUUUGAUCGUUCAUAUGAAUGGGAUUGAGAACGUGGAGAUCACGGAGGAGUUCUUGAUUGUGGGUGUGCGGUCACUCGACCAUGGCCAACAGCAGAAUCUCGAGGAUGCAGAUAUGAAGGCGAUUGGGCUUUUUAUACACGCGGAUAAGCAGGAUACCAGGGAGGUUAAUUGUCGUCUGAUUAAGGAGAAGUGGGAGGAGGUGAGGCUGACGGGAAGUGGGAAUGCAGUCACCGAGCCAUCAAAUCUAGGCCCUAUGGUUGGGAGGAGAUUGAGUUUGACGGAUCUAUUUGGGCAGCAGGGAGUGCAAUAG
Venustampulla echinocandica is the source of this 657-nucleotide messenger RNA. Its product is annotated as PH protein. Gene Ontology annotation, biological process: deadenylation-dependent decapping of nuclear-transcribed mRNA; deadenylation-independent decapping of nuclear-transcribed mRNA; positive regulation of catalytic activity. The record is from RefSeq and is a predicted model, not a curated record. NCBI's taxonomy places the organism in Eukaryota, Fungi, Ascomycota, Leotiomycetes, Helotiales, Pleuroascaceae. Gene Ontology annotation, cellular component: P-body. The transcript has a single exon. Gene Ontology annotation, molecular function: mRNA binding; enzyme activator activity. Bases 1 to 657 code for a protein of 218 amino acids.